Molecule: messenger RNA, 1254 nt
Organism: Fonsecaea multimorphosa CBS 102226
Lineage: Eukaryota; Fungi; Ascomycota; Eurotiomycetes; Chaetothyriales; Herpotrichiellaceae
Exons: 2
Coding region: 1-1254 (417 amino acids)
Biological process (GO): ubiquitin-dependent protein catabolic process
Cellular component (GO): cytoplasm
Molecular function (GO): ubiquitin protein ligase activity
Source: RefSeq, a predicted model, not a curated record
AUGGCCACUUCAACAUCGUCUACCACGACAUCGCCCACUGCGACCUCAACUGGCAACCCUGGUAACAAUGGAGGCUCUGGUCCGAGUUCGCCACUGCUCUUUUUCGUGGCUCUGGGCUUCGGCGUCGUCUUUACGAACUUAUGGAUCAUCGUCGGUGUCAAAUACUGUUUCAGAUACAAUCAGCGCAACCGACAGCGCAUGAAUGGCGAAGACCCAGAUGGAGUAGAUCUUGCAGCGAUGCCCCGACAACACCGCCGCAGGCGGGAAAAGAAGCUCAUGACCAUUGAGGAAGUCAACGAAAAGUUCCCCUUGACAAAAUAUAAGACAUGGCGUUCCAAUCGUGCUGAAGAGGGCCUACCCACUGCUGGAGGGAUUACCACUGCCUCUCGCCCGGCUAGUAUACACAAUGCUCAACGGGAUUCCAAGGAUUCAAAGGAAAUUGGAGCUCAGGAAUUGGCGCAUGCGCAAACAAACUCUACGGCUGAGGAGAAAACUCCUGAGCACGGUGAGCCAGAGGUUGUGGAAGGUGAAAAGAGUAACAUGGACAACAAUCGGCCGGUCACGCCAUCUAGUCCCAGAUCCGCUCCAUCUACCGUGACACCCGGCACUCCUGUGCACAAAGUCACCAGUCACGAUGAUGACGAUGAAGACGAAGAACGGAUCCAAACUGCCCUUCCUGCCGAGCAAUUACCUGAUCCUGGCGACGCUUGUGCCAUUUGUAUCGACAAUAUCGACGACGACGACGACAUUCGCGGGCUGCAUUGUGGUCACGCAUUCCAUGCCUCGUGCGUUGACCCUUGGUUGACAUCGCGCCGGGCCUGUUGUCCUCUUUGCAAGGCGGAUUAUUACGUCCCCAAGCCUCGACCCGAAGGUGCCGAAGCGAAUCCAACUAACCUGCAGCCGCCCCAAGCGACGUUUUCGAUCAUCGGAAAUGGUCGACCGGGCCGGAGACCUGCAAUGAUCAUCCCGGGCAGAUUCAUGAGUAUUGUCUACCACGAUCGCGAUCGACAUGGAUUCCCGCUUGUAGUGCGUGCCGAGCGGGCAGAUCAGUCAACUCGAGAACAGGAUCGACGGCGGCAAAGAGAGAGACUACCGAGCUCGAACACCACGGCCAGCCAAGAAGGGGCCGACACUCAGCCAUCAUGGAGAUCACGGUUCGGCUUGAGAAUGCCAGGUCGAAGUCGACAGACACAGACACCACCGGCGGCUCCGGAAGCCCUGCCUACCCCUUCACAGCUUGAAGCUGGAAGAUGA